This is a messenger RNA of Ilex paraguariensis (yerba mate), 3422 nucleotides long. The record is from the annotation of a GenBank genome assembly. NCBI's taxonomy places the organism in Eukaryota, Viridiplantae, Streptophyta, Magnoliopsida, Aquifoliales, Aquifoliaceae.
AUGGACUUUGAGUCCUCAUCAUCAAAGGAAGCAAACCCACCUCAAGUUCUCACUUCCAAUGUUUCUGCCUCUGGUUUUCCUUUGAAGAUGGUCCAAAGAAAGGUACCCAACAAGCCUGGUAUCCAAGCUAAUCAUUUUAAAUCCGAGGAGCAGUUGGAGAACCUCAAACCAUCUUCUUCUAAAUACCAGGAUGGCAAGAACAUAGGAGGAGCUGACUUGAAGAAGAAAAUGAAGAAAUCAAGAUCAAUCAAGCGCUCAGACUUUGAAAGCCUACAAUCAUCAAAUUUCAGACAGCAAGUAUCACAAUGUGGAAAGCCACCACCUGUUGAUUUUCCAAAUGCUCCAGCAAACCCACAGAAGCAGUCCCUGACCAAAGCAUCGGACAUGACGCCAAAUUACAUGAAGUCCACGAGCAGUUUUGAUGCAAGGAAAGAGCGAUCUCAGGUAAGUUUGCGGACUCCUCAGACUGGUUCUGAUAGCAACAGUCCUAGCCGAAAGAAUUCAAAGAACCUGAGACUUAGCUCAGCUUCUAGUCAUAAACCAGUAAGACCAUUAGCUAGGACAUCAAGUUUGGAGCUGGCAAGGACUUUAACAAAAACUCCCAGUUUUAAACCAACAAGAACUUCAGCUAAAAAAUGUUCCUCAGUUGUUCAAUGUGAAAAUCUAGAUGUUCAGAGAGCAACAUGUUCCUCAACCUUAAAAGAGUCCAAGUCUCCCAUUUACCUUACACUUAACCCUGGGGGAACAGAAUCAGAAGGAACCUCUGCUAUGAAGGUUUGUCCAUACACUUGCUGCUCACUAAAUGGCCAUCAUCACACUCCUUUGCCUCCAUUAAAGUGCUUCUUGUCAGCAAGGAGGCGUAUGCUAAAGACCCAAAAGAGUAUAAAGCUGGCAUGUCUAUCCCCACGUCGAUCAAGGCCAUCUGGAGAUGAAAUGAAAGAAAUCGAUAUAGGGCAGUCGACCUUUGAUGAGAAACCAGAAAUUCAAGAGCUAGAUUUAAAUAGCUCAGCAAUCUCUCCUCUGAUACAAGAAGAGAAUGCAGAUUUCUUUAUAGAAAACCAUGUUAAAGAACGAGAAGAUAAUAAUGAUACUAUUGGUGAGGGUAAAAACAGUGAUGAUCACGCCACUGCUGAUUUAUCUGUUGAUGGUAUCAUGCCUUCGGUUGGAGGCAGUGAUGAAACAGCAGCAGAACAUGAUGGUGGACAGCUUGUUGAGAACUUCUUAGAUGAACCUCCUUGUUGUGAUGGUGAUUUUGAGGACAAUCUCAAUCAGAAAAAUGAUAUCAUCUCAUCAGAAAUGGAAAUUGCAGCGUUCUUUCCUGAAGUAGAAAUCCCCCCUAGUAUUCAGCCAGAUGAACUAGAUAAUGAGGCUACUGAUAUGGAGUGGGAGGCAGGACAAUACUACGUUCCAUGUUCCGACGAAGUUGACAAUUUAAUGCAACCCAACACUGAAUCUGAUUUGGAAAAAGGUUCUUCAUUGGAAUUUGUCAAUUGUAUGUUCCAUGAUGAACCCAUUGUCGAGUCAGAUGACAUCGUUAGCAGCUGCUUUGAAAAAAUUCUGGCUGAUGAAGUGCUCCAAGAAUUCUUUGACGAGGUAAGUAUGAGCUCUGAAGCAUGGCUUGUUAAUAGGGAUUCUGAAUCAGAUGCUUCAUAUGCGGAUUUGGCGGGUGAUGAAGAUAUCCAAGUGCCUGACAACCAAAAUGAUGGCCUGCUCUCUCCUCCUAAUGACGCAUUUGAGGACUCAAAAACGACAGAACAAAGAGAUGGAGAUUCCAAGUCACAUGACUCCGUGAACCAUUUUAUCAUUUUGGUUCCAGCUGAAAAGCCAAUUGAGGGACCGGAACCGUGGGCAGUCACUGAAGAUAAGCACGGAGUCUCGGAGGCAGAUAUUGAAAUCCCAACAAUGGAUCUUCAACUUGGAGAUGAUAAAAAGGAGUGCACCAUCAGCAAAGAAGAUGCAGCUUUGAUUGAUCAUCAGAAGAACGAAUCUCUUCAAGAUGAUGAUGCAACUGCAUUUCUGAGAAACCAAGAGCCUGACCAUUCUUGUGAUUUCACUGAUCAGAAUGAGACAUUCACUGCAAGCCAUAACAACAUUGACGUUCACCAGUCUGAUGCAGGUAAUGAUGGAAACAUAUUCGGUAAUGAGGUGCUUGAUGGAACCCUCCUUCCCAGAACAGAGGAUUCAGAAACAAAUCAUAAUUGCUUGGAGAAAGAAUUCCCCCUGAACGAUGCUGAAGAAGGAAGGGAAGAGAAAGAGCAAGUUGAAGCAGUGAAAUCAUUCGUUGGAGUUCAAACUGACCUAUGGCAGGGUUCCUCUGAAGCUGUCCACAACCUUACUAGUGAAGACAGUGAUGAAAGGCAGAAUGGUAAAUCAAUCCUACCUUUUGAUGACAAAAGCCUUCCAGUUGAAACUCAGGAUCAAUCAUCUAUUCAGCAAUCUCCUAGCAACAAUCUUGUAGGAAAUCAGAACAACUCAGCCGAAAAUCAAGAAGAAACUGAGAAAUUUGAAACAUCAGAUACCAUGGACUCUGAAGGUCAGAAUCAUUUGGGAAUGAUAAGAAUUGGAUCAUGGGAAAACAGAGACACAGAUGUUCAUCAAAUGGAAGCAGGAAGUGUAACCAAGUUUGAUGAAGCAAAAACAUGCUCCAUAGCCAAAGCUACAACCAGCACAGAAACAACAAAUACAUUCUUCCAUUCAGGAAGCAAUUCCAACCAACAGCCCAAGACCUGCAAAAACCCAAGAGGAACAACAAUUAGAGGCAGCAGACCAAUCGAGGAGUUCGAGGAUCCAGGGAAAUUCAGCCCACAAGAACCAAAUUACCUGCCAGUGGAGCAAGACCCAGAAGCAGAAAAGGUUGAUCUCAGGCAUCAGAUGAUGGAUGAAAGAAAAAAUGCAGAUGAAUGGAUGGUAGACUAUGCACUUCGCCAAACAGUUACCAAACUCAUUCCGGCUCGCAAGAGAAAAGUGGCGUUGCUUGUUGAAGCCUUUGAAACAGUCUUGCCAGCACCCAAAUAUGAAUCCCAUACGAGACAUACUUCAGGAGCUUUUGCCCAUACAAGACCCAUUCAAGCUUGCAGCUGAUACUGAUUACCAUGGUUAGGAAAUUCACAAAUGUGAUUGUGGAGUAGCAAGAAUUGUAAGGCAGAGCUAAGGUCAACAUUUUAGGGGUAACCUACAGUUCAUUCGAACAACUGACUUCUUGUUCACCACCUUUCCAGAACUACAGAAAACAAAGCUGCUUGAUAAAGUAAUGAUUAAACUAGAGUUGAUAGCAUUGUCAUGGCUUCUCCUGGGCUUAAUGGUGGAAAUGCAAGUUAAUACCAUUAGGUUUAAAGACAUAUGCAGUGAUAAGAAAAAGUGUGGUGUUCAGUUUCUUCAGUGAUCUAUCUAUCAACUGUUUGUUGUUGUCUGAGGGUAUUGUA